GCUCACGCACACACACACGCACAUACAUAGCAGUGUAGUGACGCGCUGUGGUUUAGAGAGCCUCGGGUCCUCCCUCCUGCUUUUCACAUGAUCUGUAGCUUUCACAAGAGGAGAGUCGGGAAUGUGGACAAGAGCGACAAUAACGAUGGUUGAGCGAAGCCACAGUCUCUCUAUAAUGCGUUUAUUUUACACUGUCUGCAUCUGGCUGACAUUCAUCCACUGCGCCAAUGGAAUUCCGUGGACACAAGAGAAGCUCUAUCACCGAGCUGUCACACUAACACCAGAGGAGAUCCAGACCGCCCUGUCACACACUAACCUGGACCAGAUGUGGCAAAGAUACCUAAGGCCACUACUUGUUACCAGGUACCCGGGCUCUGCAGGCAGCCAAGCCGUGCAGCAGCAUAUUAAAACAACCCUCGGUUCCCUCGGGGCAGGCUGGGAAGUGACGGAGGAUAGGUUUGUGUCACAGACACCCUAUAGCCCCCUGCCCUUCACCAACCUGAUCGCCACCCUCAACCCAUCAGCCAAGCGCCGUCUGGUCCUGGCCUGUCACUACGACUCCAAGUACUACCCACCACAAUGGCACGGGAGGGAGUUCCAAGGCGCCACUGAUUCUGCUGUUCCCUGCGCCAUGAUGCUGGAGCUGGCACAAGCCCUGGAUGAAGAACUGAAAACUCAGAAGAGCUCCAGUCCUGAUCUGACCCUACAGCUAAUCUUCUUUGAUGGAGAGGAAGCUCUUUUCCAGUGGACCUCUACAGACUCCCUGUAUGGCUCUCGCCACCUCGCCCAGAAGAUGGAGUCUACCCCACAUCCCGCUGGAGCCACAGACACAAAUCUACUGCACGGCAUAGAUCUGUUUGUGUUGUUGGACCUGAUCGGGGCCCCUAGCCCACGCUUUGGGAACCAGUUCCCCAGCACAACACACUGGCUCUCCAGACUGCAGAACAUUGAAAAGCGUCUACACUCCAUGAACCAGCUUGUGAAUCAUCCUAAUGAUGUGCAAUAUUUCUGGCCAGAUCAACCUGUCGGCCACAUUCAAGAUGAUCAUAUACCAUUCCUAAACAGAGGAGUCCGUAUCCUCCACCUGAUCCCCUCCCCCUUCCCAUCCGUAUGGCACACGUUUGAUGACAAUGAGCAGAACCUGGAUCGCUCCACCAUUCAGAACCUCAACAAGAUCCUGCAGCUCUUUGUUCUGGAGUACCUCAACGCCAGACCUGCCAAUGCUUCAAAACCUUCCAACCCUUCAAACCCACAAAAUGCCCCAUAAAACCCCCAGCAUUCCUUUCGACAACUUUCUUUCUUUUGAUGUUUCACCAUAGAAAAGAUCUUCAACUGUUAUUUUAUAAGAAUACACUGCAUUUACUCCUCUUUAAAUACCAACAAUAUGGAUUUGUUAACAUAAUGAUUGAGAUGUGAGGUUGAAAUAAAAACCCUCAACUACA
Messenger RNA from Thunnus maccoyii (southern bluefin tuna), 1442 nucleotides. It is a transcript of the gene qpct, whose product is annotated as glutaminyl-peptide cyclotransferase. The coding region runs from base 122 to 1267 and encodes 381 amino acids. NCBI's taxonomy places the organism in Eukaryota, Metazoa, Chordata, Actinopteri, Scombriformes, Scombridae. Gene Ontology annotation, molecular function: zinc ion binding; glutaminyl-peptide cyclotransferase activity. The transcript is spliced from 7 exons. The record is from RefSeq and is a predicted model, not a curated record.